This is a messenger RNA of Diversispora eburnea, 381 nucleotides long. The record is from the annotation of a GenBank genome assembly. NCBI's taxonomy places the organism in Eukaryota, Fungi, Glomeromycota, Glomeromycetes, Diversisporales, Diversisporaceae.
AUGAAAGAAUUUUUCUCCUGGUUGACAGCGGAGGAGAUGGAGGAAAUUUAUUUUGGUCUCAAUGACCAAGAUUAUAAGGAACUUAUGGCGCUGCCAACUGACAAAAAUAAAAUUAUAUUUCUAAAAAAGAGGGGUAAAGUUGAGGAAGCUUGGCAUCCAUUGAACGAUGAAGAACUUGCUGUGUUUAUGGGGAGGAAGAGGGCAACCGAAAAAGAAGAUUAUGAUGUUCAAAAUUAUUUAGGAUGUUAUUAUAAAAAUGGUUAUGGAUUAAUAUUGAUCGGGAAAGUAUUUGAACGUUAUAAGAAAGUUAUGGAAUGUUUAAUAUUAGUGGUCAAUAAGAGGGCAGAUGAUUUUGCUGAAAACUGUGAUGAAUCAUUAUGA